Protopolystoma xenopodis is the source of this 1749-nucleotide messenger RNA. The record is from the annotation of a GenBank genome assembly. NCBI's taxonomy places the organism in Eukaryota, Metazoa, Platyhelminthes, Monogenea, Polystomatidea, Polystomatidae.
AUGACAACAAUUCUAGCUUCUAACUAUGGCCUUGCUUGUAGGCAGAGAAAAAGUGAUGAGGGUUUGAAAGCAUACCCGAUGCAUCAAAUUAAGUAUGAUGCAGAGCUUUUAGAAAAGCUUAAGCAGCAGUCUAUAUUCCACUAUUUUGACCAAAGUGAGCGAGAAACAGACCCAACUUGGCUCGUUAAUGAUGGAAUACUUUUAGAAGAUUUGAAGCAAGUUGAAUCGGUAAAAGUUUGUCGGAGGACAUCUCUACCCACACAAACGAUUCUCAAAGGCCAAGAGCAUCAAUCAUUGAGUAUGAUGGAUAAAAUAUUGCGUAGGACAGCUUCUACUUCACACUUAGCUAAAAUGAGAUGGAAAAAUGCUGUACACCAUCCUUGGAAUCUCGAUAUAGACAAGGCCAAUGAUAGCAAAGAAUUUAAAAAGGAGCAAAGUGAAAUGCUGCUUGAAAGCACAGAGGAGUAUCCCAGUGAAGAAAUUAACGAGUAUGAUAGGCAAAUAAAGAACGUGGAACAGAAAAUUUCAUCUAAAGUCAGCUCAGAGCUUAAUCCUUCAAUUGAUUUUAUUGAUGGAGAUAAAACAUUUUUAACAAAUGAUACUGAUAUUGAUAGAACCAUUACAAAGAAAAUAGAAAACUCAACUCCGCAAACACUUUCGAAUUCAAGAAUCUACCUAAGACCUAUGGACGAUAGGUUUGAAAAUAUUAAUAUAGAAACUGGAAACAAACUUUAUUCUUGCACAGAUCAUAAAGAUAACAGUACCAGACGCUCUCUGAUUGAAUCUAAUCCUAAUUUUUUUGUCUUGGAAACGCCUAACAUGGAGUUAAUUAAGACGAAAAUAGCACAGAGUCAACCACAAAAGCAGAUGCGACAAAAACAGCAUGGUCCUCUUCUGACACUCGAUUCUGGCUACUAUUCCCAAGAACCAAGCGAGUCAUUUUCUGCCUCUUCUUUUCAAAAGUCUUUGUCAUUACAGUUUUCGAGAGACCUUGGCUGCCCGUCACUACUGUGUCUGAUGCAUGAAUCGGAAACAGAAUCAUCGUUAUCUGAUAGCAUUCCAAACCAAAUCACAAAAGAGGCCUCUGGUUCUAAAGAUGUUGCGGAAGAUAUGCCGCGGCUAGUGGGACGUAAAACUAUAUGUAAUCAAAAUAUUUUAGAGGAGAAAAAUUAUUCUUAUCACCAGGAGGAAGUGACAUCUUUUAAAAAACAAAAUUCCUCUUUAUCGGCCGAACAACCGCGAUUCUGUCGACCACCUUCCAUUCGGCGCAAGGAAGCCAUAAUUUCUCUGUCGAUCCAAAGUGAGACUUAUCUGCAAGGUUCGGAUAGCAUGAACACUCAAGGGUCGAGCACAAAGACUACAGCCUUGAGCCUCGAACCUAUCAUUACGGGAAAAGAAACACUUGCCCCAACCAAUUCAAUUAAUCCGUCAAAAAGUCUAACAGGCCUCAAGCCUAUGGCCAGAUUCGUGACAAGUUUAACACCGAUUCCCUGCUCACCCACACAACGUAGAAGAGAGAUUGAACAAGAAGUUGCGGAAAGUCUGCAGCUAAAGUCUCUAGAAAAUGAAAUUCAUCCUUCAAAAAGGAUAAGUGCCAUGGAGGACAAAAAUGAAAAGUUACUUUACAGAAAGAGACAAAAAGAGUUUGAGAACAAAAUGGCGUUGCCGGAAGCCUCAGAAGUUGCAUAUUCCUCUAGAAGAAAUGAAUGUCUAACACGGUUAGAAAUCCACUUAUCUUAUUUUAUAUAA